Molecule: messenger RNA, 695 nt
Organism: Rhipicephalus sanguineus (brown dog tick)
Lineage: Eukaryota; Metazoa; Arthropoda; Arachnida; Ixodida; Ixodidae
Exons: 3
Coding region: 181-528 (115 amino acids)
Source: RefSeq, a predicted model, not a curated record
UUAAACCAACGCAAGAAUCGUCACAACAGAAAAAGUGACAGCAUCUUGGCUACGUAUGGAAUCGUUUAUCAUGCAGACCACUUCUAAAAGAGUUAACCUUAACAACAGAAAUCUAAACGUGAUCAAUGCGAGGUCUUUGCAGCAAUUUCUCAAACCUAUUCAAAUGAACCGCUUCUGCUGAUGCAUUCAUUGUUGCAAGGCUUCCGUGCUCAAAGCCGAAACAUGAUAAACGUUUGUUUGGUCUGGUCGGCAUCUCUUUUUGUUUCAAAUGUACGGUACCAGCCACACGGGAUUCCUUCACGCUGCCGACUUCCAUGUCAACACAAAGAGUGCAGAAACCGCAACAGAAGGCCACUUGCCACUUCGUUGCAAAGGAGACUCCUGAGGAGGCGUUUUGUGGAUGACACGGCCUGUUCGAGCCUUCCAUUGUGGGAUGAACAGUUAUUCCCAUCAUUAGAGCCUUCACCAAAUGAGAUUGGAGGUUCAGCACAGUGUUGCUACGGCAGCAACAACUGCGCCUGCUACUGAGUCUGCUGCCACCUCAUAUCCUGCAGCCACACCAACUAAAUGUGCUGCCUCUUCUGGUCCUGCAGCCUUAGCAGUCACACUGCUUUCUACCUCUGAUGCUGACAUGUCGCAGUGUUCGUUCAGCAAGAAUGAACAGCUAAGAUAAUCAAGGAUCCACAAGGAGUAUU